AUGCAGAAAACUCCUCUUUUUUAUUUUCAUUAUUCAAGUGGCAAACUUCACCUCUUUGCUAAUAAAAAAAGUCGACAGGAAAGUUUGGGCGAAGGUAGUGGCAUAGAAAUCAUAACUAAUGAACCUUAUAGUGACGGUCCAGGAGGUUCAGGUCAAUAUACAUUCAAGAUUUAUCAUAUUGGUAAAAAAAUUCCAGUUUGGUUACGAAGUGUAUUACCAACAAAUGCAUUGGAAGCCCAUGAAGAAGCUUGGAAUGCUUAUCCUUAUACCAAAACUCGUUAUUCAUCACCGUUUUUGGACCGUUUUAAUAUUGAAGUAGAAACAAAGUAUUACAACGAUGCAGGCAUUCAGGACAAUAUUUUUGAACUUACUAAAGAUGAACUGAAAAAUCGAAUUGUUGAUAAAAUGGAUUUCGUAAACGAUUCAAUAUCAGCGUAUGAUUAUAUACCUGAAGAAGAUCCAAAAUUGUAUCAUAGUAUAAAAACUGGACGUGGGCCUUUAAAAGCGGAUUGGAUCGAUGACUGUGUAAAAAAUGGGAAACCCAUCAUGUGCGCUUAUAAACUCUGCAAAGUUGAAUUUCGAUUUUGGGGUUUACAGACUCGUGCAGAACGUUGGAUACAUAAUUAUGCGUUACGUAAUACAAUGUUGCGCGCUCAUAAGCAAGCUUGGGCUUGGCAAGAUGAGUGGCAUAAUCUUACACUUGACGAUAUCAGGAAAUUGGAACAAGAUGUUGCCGAACAUUUGUCGAAGGUAAUGGCUCGAUCAUUAUUGUCUGUUUCAUCUUCUAUUUAUUUUGAUUGCUUGGAAAACAGUGCUGUAUCUGAAGGUUACAAUUUGCCAUCGUUGAUUAACUGGGAUUCAGACACAUCACUUCAUGACGGUCACGAAACACCACCUGAAACUCCUCAAGCAGAACAAAACAUAAAGAUGUCUGCUGUAGUACCUGGCAUCUCACUGCUUGUCAUUUUUCUUUACACUAAUAUCUUUCCUGAUACUUUCGAUGAAAAUGUAAUCGAUCCUAAUUCGCUACGUUUAACGAUUGAAAAACAAAUUGCCAAUAUUGAUGUUGAUAUUAGAAGACGUGUUCAUUUUUUACAAAUAUGUUGCGGUCAGGAAUUCGCUGACAUAGCUUCACGUUUAAUAUCUGUUUCACCAUCAUAUGGCUUUGUUCAUCCUACUUCAGCCUUACUUUUUUCGUCAUCACAUUACUAUGAAAAGUGGGAUUCACUUGCUUUCCAACCAGAUCUUAUAUUUCUUCUAGGAUGCCCUCUUGCCUACCUUUUGAUUCAGCGGAAAUUUUAUGGAUAUGAAACUAAAUCAUUAAGAUGCAAUCAGCUGUUUAAUUUGUAUUAUUCGUUAGAUGCAUGUGGUGCACGGCUUGAACCAGUAUUGAAUCCUCAGCUUACAAUGUUAUUACCUGUAAAUGUUCCUCGUUUUAAUGAUUUUACUACAGCUGACAAAGAUUGUGAUAGUAUCAUAAACUCUUCAUUACUUUGGAGUAACCAACGAAUCGAUCAGAUUCUGCACUGUCCCUAUGGUAUUCCAUUGCCAAAACUCCUUCAUGCAUCUUACUGGGAAAGUGACGAUGUAGCUGCUUUUAUUCUCAGGCAAUUUUUUAAUUCAGAAAAGGUUUCUCCUGGAAAGUUUGGAGAUACGACCGCAUUUCCACUAGAAGUAAAUCUUAACCCGCCAGUAUGGAAUAAAAAGCGAACCAAAUACAAGAUUGCUAACUUGUCACCAAAUUACAGUGGAAAUGAUGUUAUAUGUAUAGAAGGGAUGGAGCAAGUGAUUCAUGCGCGAUUUUGUUACGGACCAAUGGAUUUAGUAGCGUUAAGUCGUGAGUAUAUUUCUGCGUAUGUACGACCAUUUGGUGGUGAUUGGCAGUUGAUUAAAACAGAUAUGACUGAUUCACACGGCAAAAUUGCAUUUCAGGCUUGUUUAGCUGCGCUUAUUUUUCUUGGAAAUAAACUUCCGAUCGGCGCACACUGUGUCAAGUCGAUUGUGCAUGGGGAUCACUCUUUUCUUGAUUUGUUCCUCGUUGUUGCCCCAGUCGGAGAAGAAUUCGUGGUGUUUAGUGUUGACGGAUCCCUUACGAGUUCAAUGUCUGUUACUGGACGUGAUCCGCGAGUAAGACCGGGUGCUGUCGAUGUAGUGCGCUAUUGGCAUGAUUUGGGCUAUACUAUAAUCUACAUCACGGCGAGACCAGAUAUGCAGCACAGAGUUGUAGCUUUAUGGCUAACACUUCAUAAUUUCCCUCAAGGGCUCUUAAUUUUCACUCCAUCAUUUUCAACUGAUCCUCUGAAACAAAAAGUUCUUCAUUUAAAAAGCUAUUUGGAUAUGGGUUUGCAUAUAACAGCUGCGUACGGAAGUAGCAAGGAUGUUUCCGUGUACAAUAACGCUGGGAUGAAAUCGGAGCGAAUAUUUUCAGUAACAGGAGGAAAACGAAGCUGCACAAACAUUGAUUCAUAUGCAUCACAUUUAAAAAGUCUAAAUGAAGGAAUGUUCGACUUUGCAAAACCAUUUGAUUCAUCGCUUAUCUUUCCUUACCCGAGCCCAAUGGGUCGUAAUAAUCGCAGGAAUAUUAUGCAACGAAAUCAUUCUUUUACACCACGCAGUGGGCGGCAGUUAUCUGAUAAUAUCUAA
This is a messenger RNA of Thelazia callipaeda (thelaziosis nematode), 2643 nucleotides long. NCBI's taxonomy places the organism in Eukaryota, Metazoa, Nematoda, Chromadorea, Rhabditida, Thelaziidae. The record is from the annotation of a GenBank genome assembly.